Molecule: messenger RNA, 327 nt
Organism: Staurois parvus
Lineage: Eukaryota; Metazoa; Chordata; Amphibia; Anura; Ranidae
Source: the annotation of a GenBank genome assembly
UGCCAUCUGCCAGUCUGCUCCUGCACCUCUGCCAGCGUGCCACCUGCCAGUCUGCUCCUGCACCUCUGCCAGUGUGCCAUCUGUCAGUCUACUCCUGCACCUCUGCCAGCAUGCCAUCUGCCAGUCUGCUCCUGCACCUCUGCCAUGUGCCAUCUGCCAGUCUGCUCCUGCACCUCUGCCAGCGUGCCAUCUGUCAGUCUACUCCUGCACCUCUGCCAGCGUGCCAUCUACCAGUCUGCUCCUGCACCUCUGCCAGCAUGCCAUCUGCCAGUCUGCUCCUGCACCUCUGCCAGCAUGCCAUCUGUUAGUCUGCUCCUGCACCUCUGC